Episyrphus balteatus (marmalade hoverfly) is the source of this 1182-nucleotide messenger RNA. RefSeq lists its product as uncharacterized. Lineage: Eukaryota; Metazoa; Arthropoda; Insecta; Diptera; Syrphidae. The record is from RefSeq and is a predicted model, not a curated record. The coding region runs from base 460 to 1050 and encodes 196 amino acids. The transcript is spliced from 4 exons.
UUUUCAUGGUACGAAUACCAUUAGUGAACAAUUUUAAUAGUAUAUACCAUUAACCUUAAAGUUAAACCAUUAAAACUUCAGAUAUAUAAUAGUAUAUACCACUAACUUCAAUGGUAUCCGAUUAAAAUGUGUAAUAUAUUUUUUUUUUACUGUUGAAAUUCUCCACAUUCGUUUCAUUAUUAUCCGUGCGUGCAGACCUUUUUAAUUCUUUAAAUUGAUCAGAGCAUAGUAGUGAGCUAAAUAAAAAAUCAUUGAAAUUGGGGGUUCACAAGUUGUCUCAAUUUUUUUUUUCAUCUUAAGAUCUCAAAUUUUAAGGAUUUUUUAUAAAAAUUUUUUUAACGAUCAUUAUUUACGGAUAAAAAGCCACUUGAAAAACAUGAAACAAUUCUUCAUUUGUCCGCUAGUAUAAAAGAAAGUGUUCGAUUGAAAACCCUUUUCUAUUAUUAUUUAUAAAAAGCUAUGGAUCCCUGCGCACUUGGCAAUUUAUUGCUUUUUGAAAACGAAUGCGAAUUAGAAAAUGAACAAACCAUACAUGUGGAGGGCAGCAUUAUUCUCGAUGCAUCAUCUCUUGGAAUGCAAAACAACGCAAGCGAGCAAAAUGAACUUAAGGAAUUAAAUUGCGAAAAAUUUGGAUUCGACGAAAAUGUGUUUAAGCGUGUGGCAGACAAUGGUUUCGACUUGGAGAGCCUUUUGGUUGCAACCGAGUCGGAAAUAAACGAGUUAUUUCCCGCUCCUCUCUUAGGCACAAGGGCAAAAUUUAUGUUUCAUUUGAAUUUCUGGAGAAAGAAUCCACCGAAAAAUAUUUCUGAGGCAUGCAAGAACUGGAUUGAGUCAAAUUACUUAGAACCGAAUUCCAGUUCAGUACAUAGUAAUAUAAGUUCACCCUCAUCUUCACAUCGGUCCUUUGAAAAUGAUUCGAUCUUUUUCGACAACAACACAUUGAAAGAAUUGUUAAGCCAGACAGAGAGGGGUCAAAGCAUACUUAACUCUUAUGAUGAAGAAAAGCAUCACUCGGACAUACACUUGUUUAAAUCGACUAUAAUAUCCUGAAACCAAACAAUCAAUCGCAACUUUUCAAACUCUGGCCUUCAUUCAUAAAACAAAUCGUUCCCGUUAUAAAAAAAACAAGUGAAGGAGAAAGGUUCAUGUUCUCUAUUAAACGAUCUCGAGAGUAUUAGCGCA